AAUCAAAUAUAAGUGACAAAGAGGAACCACAGAAUGAAAUGGAUUCGCAGGAUGAACUGGAUUCACAAUAUAAAAUGGAUUCGCAAGAUGAAAUGGAUUCGCAAGAUAAAAUAGAUUCACAAAAUGAAACAGAUUCCCAAGAUGAGAAUGAGAGUGAUCUGCAAAACAAAAUUGAGCAAAUUGGAAUGCUGGACGAAAUAGGAAUGCUAGAGGAUGACUAUGUAAUGGAGAAGGAUGACAAUAGCGACA
Molecule: messenger RNA, 249 nt
Organism: Cetraspora pellucida
Lineage: Eukaryota; Fungi; Glomeromycota; Glomeromycetes; Diversisporales; Gigasporaceae
Source: the annotation of a GenBank genome assembly